AAAGGAGAGGCCCCCCCCACCGAUCAUUUUCCCGGGAAAAAGGAGGAGGAGGAGGAGCAGCCGCAGCCGCAGCCGCCGCCGCCGCCGCAGCCGCAGCCGCCGCCGCCAUGUCGGACGCUCUGAUCAACGGCCUCGCGGGAGCCGGCGGGGGCAUUAUCGCGCAGCUCAUCACCUACCCUCUCCAGACCGUGAACACGCGUCAGCAGACGGAGCGCGAUCUGAAGAAGGAGAGGCGGAAGCUCGGGACCGUCGAGCAAAUGUAUCAGGUGAUCAAGCAAGAGGGAUGGGAACGGUUGUAUGGAGGCUUAGCGCCGUCGCUCGUGGGCACCGCUGCAUCUCAGGGUGUUUACUAUUAUUUCUAUCAAAUAUUCAGGAAGAAAGCAGAAGUUGCUGCACUUGAACGAAGGAAGAAAGGGAUGGGUGAUGGAACAGUUGGAAUGUUCUCAUCACUCAUGGUGGCAGCUUUAUCUGGGUGCAUAAAUGUCCUGCUAACAAACCCCAUAUGGGUAGUUGUAACCCGAAUGCAGACUCACACGAAAAUCUCAAAGAAGUCUGAAUUGGAUACGGUUGCUCCUGAUGAUGCGAUUCUUGCUGCUGUAGAGCCUCCUCCUUAUGGAACUGGCCAUGUGAUUCAAGAAGUGUACGGUGAAGCUGGAUUUUGGGGUUUCUGGAAAGGUGUAUUCCCUACAUUGAUAAUGGUAAGUAAUCCUUCCAUUCAGUUCAUGCUGUACGAAACUAUGUUAAAGAAGUUAAACAAGAGACGUGCGUUGAAGGGCAAGAGUGCUCCAACUGCUCUGGAGAUCUUCCUCCUGGGAGCCUUGGCUAAACUUGGUGCCACUGUUGUGACAUAUCCUCUUCUAGUUGUCAAGGCGAGGCUUCAAGCUAAACAGGCCACUACUGGAGACAGAAGGCAUCAUUAUAAAGGCACAUCAGAUGCCAUCUUGAAGAUGAUACGCUAUGAAGGCCUUUAUGGGUUUUACAAAGGAAUGAGUACUAAAAUUGUUCAGAGCGUGCUUGCUGCAGCUGUGUUGUUCAUGGUCAAGGAAGAACUUGUGAGGGGUGCUCGGUUCCUGCUAGCUGGAGAUGUUGUUGAUGCCUUGAGGUCAAAACCUCCAUGACGAGUGUCUCUCUCGCUCGCUCGCUCUCUCUCUCUCUCUCUCUCUCUCCCUUUGUUGCAGCAUUGCUCAUUCCGCGAUUCAUUUAGGUAAGUUAUCAAUUACACACGAGUAGGAGGGGGAAUGUGAAAAUAAUCCAGUGUCAAAGCAGUCUUAUUAUCUGUAUCUUGCAAGAUGCUAACAAUUGAUUCCUUCUGUGGACAAUCCGAUUGUGGAAAUUAUGUACGAUUCCCCUUUGUUUUCUCA
Messenger RNA from Syzygium oleosum, 1361 nucleotides. Its product is annotated as peroxisomal nicotinamide adenine dinucleotide carrier. Bases 108 to 1118 code for a protein of 336 amino acids. Lineage: Eukaryota; Viridiplantae; Streptophyta; Magnoliopsida; Myrtales; Myrtaceae. The transcript is spliced from 11 exons. Gene Ontology annotation, biological process: nucleotide transport; transmembrane transport. The record is from RefSeq and is a predicted model, not a curated record.